AUGGACACGAUGCGGGGCGCGCUGGAGCGGGCCAAGAUGCUGGUGGGCAUGGAGGUCGACGAGGAGUCGGCGCUGCCGCCGCCCGAGGAGCAGUCCUUCUUCGACGACAUCAACCGCCACUGCACCCUCAACACCACCCAGGCAAGCACGGAUCCCUCAGCCCGCCCUUUGUCUCCGCGCAGAUCUGGCGUCGGAUCUCGCUUUGCGGCUCUUUUCCUGCUCCGGUAUCGGCGCCGGAACUUCGGAGCAAGUCGCGAGGCUCUAUGGUUUCGCGAUAUGCUUGGCUGCCGGACUGACGUGCACCUUCUUGUCAAUGAUUGUCUUCUUCAAUCCAGUGAAAUUUGGGGUAACAUUCACCCUUGGCAAUUUGAUGGCCCUUGGAAGGUUAAACACAUAGGGGUUAGGUUUCAGGUUCACAGCAAGCUGUUGACUCUACUGGCCAUCAUUUUGGAAUUUGGUGCCCUUGUUUGGUACAGUCUUAGCUACAUACCUUUCGCAAGAAUCCCGUUGAAAAAUGAAGACGACAUUCACCCUAUAUCUGUAUCAGGUUCGAUCAGUCAACUUAUCAAAGGCUUAUAG
This is a messenger RNA of Miscanthus lutarioriparius, 579 nucleotides long. Lineage: Eukaryota; Viridiplantae; Streptophyta; Magnoliopsida; Poales; Poaceae. The record is from the annotation of a GenBank genome assembly.